AUGCACGGCGUCACGUCCUGAGCCACUUCGCCCCAUCCACCCCCCACAAGAUCCAUCCGAGGGAAAGGCGCUGUCGCUGUGAGCAACCCCCAAGCCCAGAGGCGGAGCCUGCCGCGGUUUGAAUCCGCCCACAAAGAAAGGACUCUCCCAGCCGUUUUGUUGCGCUUUCGGGGAGGGAGCCUUGCAAACGGUGCAUCAGCGAUCCAACAAAGAUACUUUAAAGCUGCUUUAUUAUUGUUGUGUUAUUAUUUUCCACCCUGGGUUUAGAAGCAGGAGGACGCUGCUCCUUACACCCGGACUUCUGGAACUUAGCAAGGCCCAUUAACUUCACUAGCCGCAACUAUGAUCGGAGGAGGCGUCUCGUCCUCCUCCUCUUCCCAUCGGAUCGAGCCUUUGCUUGCGACGCGGAGCCGAACAGCAUGAGAGAAGGGCCCCCAACGUCAAGGGCAGAGCCCCGCCGGAGCAUCCGGAGCCUCGGACACUUUGCCAGCCCCGGGCAGGGAGGCAGUGGUUCCUCACCAGGAAGCAGGUGUAUUCAGUAACCGCUAUGAAGUGCAAAGGACCUCCGGAGAGCCAGAAACUUGCCUUGGCAAUGGAGCAUGCUCUAGCAAGAGAGACAGAGACUUGGAAGGUGCCAGUCUUCCAUGGUUUCACACUGAAGGGCACGGACAUAUCUCCGUUUUAUUACGAGAAAGCCGUUUUGUGGAUCAGGGAAUCGAGUUCGCUCUUUCAGUUUUGCUCCGAAACAUUUGCUCUGGCUGUCAGCUUUUUCAACCGGUUGUUGGCAUCAGUGAAGGCACAGUUAAAAUACCUCCAGUGCAUUGCAACAGCUUGCCUGGUUCUUGCAGCAAAAAUCAAUGAAGAAGAUGAGUUCCAUGCCAUGGUGAUGUCCAAGUGGCCCCAUCUACUAAAUGGGUUGCCUCAGAGGAAUCCUUCCCGCCAUGCCGCAUUCUUGACCAAGCAGCUACAGCACUGUAUGGCAUGCCACCAAGUAUUGCAGUUUAAGGGCUCCACAUUGGCUUUGGUGAUCAUCACCUUAGAGUUGGAGAGGCUGACUCCUGACUGGUUUCCUGCAAUUACUGAUCUGCUAAAAAAAGCACAGAUCGACAGCACCCAAUUCAUCCACUGUAAAGAGCUUGUUGAUCAGCACCUCCUGGGCUUCAAACCAUCCAAUGCUGUUUAUAUAUUCAACCCUGCAAACCAAAACAUCCAAACUCACUUGAACAAAAGGUUACCCUGCUGUUAUUCCAUAGUGAAGCAAACAACACUGGUUAACUCAGGAGCCAGAGGGAGCUGGCCAGGCCCAUCAGCUUUCAUACUUCUCAGAGCCAAAUCCCAUGAAGAUGACAUGCAGCCUGAUGAAUUCUACGAUGGAUUCAAAUACCUGUACAAUGAAGAUGGGAUCCUGGAAGCUGGGCAGACCAGCAGUAUGGGUGGCAGUGAUAAUCAGAGGCAAGAAGAAAGCAACAGCACUUGUCCACCAUUACAGCCUGUUCCUCAAAUUGACUAAUGAUUUCUGUGUAGCACCACGGGACCAGUUAGUUCCAAAGGCUAUUUCAGCUGUUAGUAGAGCUGUUAAUAAGAAGCACUGCCUAUUUUUGAAACCUUUAACUCUCUACCUUUUAAAAUCCUUCCUGUACCCUGCAUGCCUUUUUUCAUAGAAUCAUAGAGUUGGAAGGAACCCCAACAAGGGUCAUCUGGUGCAACCCC
Lacerta agilis (Sand lizard) is the source of this 1710-nucleotide messenger RNA. It is a transcript of the gene CCNI2, whose product is annotated as cyclin I family member 2. Gene Ontology annotation, cellular component: cytoplasm; nucleus; cyclin-dependent protein kinase holoenzyme complex. The coding region runs from base 548 to 1510 and encodes 320 amino acids. Lineage: Eukaryota; Metazoa; Chordata; Lepidosauria; Squamata; Lacertidae. The record is from RefSeq and is a predicted model, not a curated record. The transcript is spliced from 6 exons. Gene Ontology annotation, biological process: mitotic cell cycle phase transition; regulation of cyclin-dependent protein serine/threonine kinase activity. Gene Ontology annotation, molecular function: cyclin-dependent protein serine/threonine kinase regulator activity.